Molecule: messenger RNA, 960 nt
Organism: Macadamia integrifolia
Lineage: Eukaryota; Viridiplantae; Streptophyta; Magnoliopsida; Proteales; Proteaceae
Product: cytochrome P450 71A1-like
Exons: 2
Coding region: 1-960 (319 amino acids)
Molecular function (GO): heme binding; oxidoreductase activity, acting on paired donors, with incorporation or reduction of molecular oxygen; monooxygenase activity
Source: RefSeq, a predicted model, not a curated record
AUGGCUCUACGACCAUUAAUGAAGCUCCCAUGGUCUCAAGAACUGCAACCAUUACAGAUUCUUCAACUUCUUCUUCUUCUCUUCAUUCCUUCUUUACUUAUUUUAAAGCUCACUAGAUCAACCAAGAAACCCAAAAAUUUGCCCCCAUCUCCACCAAAGCUUCCCUUUAUUGGAAACUUUCACCAGUUAGGGACACUCCCUCACAAAUCUCUUAGAGCACUUUCUCACAAAUAUGGUCCUCUCAUGCUCAUGCAAUUGGGUUCUUCUCCAACUGUUGUAGUUUCCUCUGCUGAGGUUCUUGAAGAGAUGAUAAAGUCUCAUGAUGUUGUGUUUUCAAGUAAGCCCAAAAUGGCUGUCGGCGAGAAGCUUUUCUAUGAAUGGAGCAAUAUUGGGUUUGCACCCUAUGGUGAGUAUUGGAGACAGGUAAGGAAGUUUUGUGCACUUGAGCUUUUAAGUGUUAAGAGGGUCCAAUCAUUCAAUUUUGUGAGGGAAGAAGAAGUUGAUAUCUUGAUUAAGAAGAUAAAUCAUUGUUGUCAAAUGGGUAAGUCAGUUAAUAUUACUGAUUUGCUACUAAUUGUAUCCAAUAACUUGAUCUCUAGAGCUGCUUUGGGUGGGAAAUAUGAAGGAGAAGACAAUAAUGAGGGCAAAGUAGCACAAAUAACUAGGGAAUUGGUAGCAAUCUUUGGAACAUUUUGUGUGAAAGACUUCUUUCCAUUGUUGGGUUGGAUUGAUAGACUCACCGGUUUGCAAGGAAAAAUAAACAAGACUUCCAAAAAGUUGGAUGCCUUCCUUGAUCAAGUCAUCCAUGAACAUCUCAUGGCCAAGAAGGAUGAUAAGCAAUCAAAUCAAGAAGACUUUGUGGGUCUUUUGCUCCAAGCUCAAAAGGACUCAACCUUUAACAUCUCCCUCACUCACAACAACAUCAAAGGAAUCCUUGUGAGAAAUUCUAGGAUAUUUUAA